AUGAAACCAGACCAAAUGGGAGCCCAGCAGUGCACACCGUUCUCUUGUUUCUCCUGUACUCAACAGAGCAGCUAUGCCCAAAAUGAUGAAGUCUCCUGUUCCCUAAGUGAACCACUCGCAUGCAACCCUGGUGGCGAACAAGUUGAGAUUCUUUCCCAGCUGCCUUUCAAACAGCCUCUGGAAGAGGCUGCUUUCCGUGAAGAUGUAACCGGGAUUGUCGAGCAGACAGGAUGCGUGCCGAGUGGUGACGGACAGUUGGCAACCGGCAGGUGGGGCACCUACAGCGAACGAGCCUACCAGAACGGCGCUGAUCAGGAGUUAUGCUCGCCACCGCUUUGGUACCCCGACAGACCGCUCUCACCGCUUAAGACGCCCGAUUCUGGAUAUUUCGAUAGUGGACACAGCCAGUGGUCAUCCGUUCCUGGGACCCUCUCGCCAGUACCUGAUGUAAAAACAGACUGGCCCGUGUUUGGUUGACUUUGCUGCCAGCUAAAUUAUGGAACUUCGUUUGAUAAGGGGGAACACAGCUUCAUGAACCUUAUUUAAAGCAGGGAGGAGCCCUGUUGACUUUUGAGACUAAAACCCGAUCUACUGUCCUAAAGACCUUAUUUCUAGCUUCUUAGACCUAUGUCUGUUCAACGUUAUUUUGCACACAAGUAAAGCUCUUGAAAGUAAAUGUGUUUGCUUCAGUUACAUGAGGUCUGGGGCACAUUUGGAUAACAAUGCUCUCCUAAAUCCAAGGCAUAACAUGAACAGUUUAGCUGUGUACACAAGUUUCGUAUUUAAAUGUGUGCAUUUAGACGCCGUGGCAAAGAAUAGGACUGUGAAAUACUGCAAGAAAUGUACUUACUACCAUAGUAAAGUGACAUUUUAACCAUUCAUGCAUCAAGCAACCCACGUUUCUACCAGUCUCUCUGAAUAAAGCGCGAACUCGCCCCUGAAAAGAAACUGGCACUUCGGUGGAUGCUAUCAUUACGUCGGCCCCUCCGUGGCAACGGUCAUAUUAGCAGGUAAAAAUACUUAGGCCGAAAAAGGAUCUAAUAAUUUGUGAGUGCUCAUGGAAGCUAAAGUAGGGUACGACCCACCGUUCUUUAUAGUGUUUGUGGCAGUUCCAGCAGAUUCUGUAGACAGUAAGCCUCAACCGCGAACGGUGUAACGUUAGGCUAUAUCGUGGGAGAACUGUUUAAUGCUGAUUUUAGUGACCGGCUAUGUACUGAACCGAGAAGAGAAUACGAUUUUUUGAAAAGUGAACAUGCGUUAGAAGUGGUUUCAGUUCCAUGAACACAAAUGGCCAUCCCCCAAUGAAGCAGGCAGUGAAAGGGGGGCGAACACUAACUACUCCUUUUAGCAAUACUAUAAAGGAUACGAAAGCAAAUGCUAAACUAACUGGAGUAGGCAUUCUCUUAAGCGCAGACGUUUCACAAUCAUAAAUCAAAAAUGAGAAACUUUGAAAAUAUUAGAGAAAAGCUAGGUCGGGUAAUAAUUCUCAGACAAAAGUGACGCCGAAAGGCAACCUAUAAAAAGGGGGGAGAAUCAAAACGCAAACGAAACUACCCCUCCGUUCAUACAAAAUUCGGAAUAACUCUAAAGACCGUCCCAAAUGUAUCGAAAAAAUGUUUAAAACUACUGAUAAUCCCGUAUAACGUGAAAGAGGACAUGCACUGAAAUUAGUUGGAAACAAAUUAGAAGCAACGACGUUAAACAGAAAAUGGAAAUAUUGCACGUUUUGGAUUUGUGUUAUAAAGGAAGAACUUGUGAGGUAUGAAAGUUAAGACGCAGUCAGGUAGAGGACUAAAGCAAAGGGGAAAAUAUUAAUAAGAAUGCACCUCUGUCCGCCGAGAAUGCAUUAAUGCCCACAAAAGUUCGUGUACUUUGGUGGAAUACGGAAAACUAUUUGCUAGAGUAUAUAAAUUCUUUUGUCAAAAUAAAUAUUCCAUCUUGUAUGAAUUGUAUUAUAUAGGCAAAACGUGUGCUUCUGGCAUAUUAGUACUGCGCGUCGAGAGCAAAAAGGUCGCAAAAGGCGUCCAUAGAUCAGCAAAGUGAGAUAUGGUAGGAAAACGCGAUCACAGGUAUGCCACUUACCCUGCACGUUAACGUUAAUACGGUCUUCAUGUUAGAGGGCGAAGAGACUUGCAACUAAGCAUUUUUGGAACUCCUGUUUUGCUGUCUCGCAUGAUUGAGGUAAACAAAAAAGCGAUUAGGAAGCAAAUUAUAUUUCCUCACGUAAACAUUCCUCACGGAAAUUAAUGUCGAUCACACGCGAGAUCGCAAGUCUGGUGUACGAAAGCAGCAGCGUAGCAGAUCACCUCGGUAUAUAUGAAUGCCAAGGGUACUUUUCUUUAAUAAAACAUACAGUACGUGUGCUAAAUCAUGAAAUGUCAACCGAAAUUCCGAAAUGCGCUUUCGUUUCGAAAAGAUCAAUUAAGUAUGGGCGUAUAACUUAUCAUCAUGCAGCAUAAUUCUGUAAUAAUUCAGCUACCUCAGGGUGCCGGCUUUCGAACGAACUUCUAUCUGGCUGCAUGCAAAAACGACACUGUAAAAUACGAUUACUUUUAGAGCAUGCAUUUUCCUCAUUUAUUUUCCAUACCCUCGAAAAUUCAAUCAUAUUUCAUGGAAAACACGCAUAAAAAUACCAAUUAUUUAGUACAUUCGGUAGAAAAUAACGUCUUCUUCCAAUUUUAUACUCGAAGGAAGGGUAUAAUUCGGUGUUAGAAAAUCUUCUGAUGUCCGAAUAAUUUUGAACUCGACCUGCCGUCACACUUGCAUUCAGGGUCUUCAAAAUACAAGCUGUAUAUUUUCCGCGCACGGAAAACAAUGCAUGUCUCUAUGGUAUUAAGAGGAGACCAUAUGGGUUUCAUAAAAUUUAGCAGAGGAUUCGAGCCAUAGUGUUAAUUUUACAUGCCACAUGGGUUAAUGCAGAGACAUAACGUUUUAUGAACGGCCAUUUCACACUAGUGAAAAUCUCACAAUUAGAAACCGAAUUAUACCAUUUCCUCGAGUAUAGAAUUGGAAGAAGACGUAAUUGUCUACCGAAUGCACAAAGGAAUCGAUGUUUCUACGCAUUUUUUCCAUGGUAUAUAAUUGAAUUUUUAAGGACAUCGAAAAUUAAUGAGAAAAAUACAUGCUAUUUAAGUGGUCGUUUUUUACAGAGUGUGAUUUUUGCAUGCAGACGGAAGAAGUUCAUUCUAAAGCCGGCAUCUUGAGAUAACUGAAUUAUCAUAGAAUAAUGCUGUGAAAUGAUCAUUUUUACAACCCUACUUCAGGAAUCUUUUCGGGUCGAAAACGCAUUUCGGAAUUUCGGUUGAUAUUUCAUAAGUUGACACACCUACUGUGUUACAAAUAGGAAAGAAUUUUACGUACAACUGACUUAUAUGUCCCCCUUAACAGGGCCUGGGGUUAGGUAUUCCCCGCCCAAGUAUUAAUGGUGAAUCUGCACGUAAUUCUGGAAACGGCAAAAUGCCCCUUGCCCUUAGCUUAACAAUAAUCUUAAUAUAAAACUAAAUCGUUGCGCUAAUCUUGACCCUUACCCUACCCUAUACCCUAACUCUGCAGGUAAAACCAGCCCCCACCUUAACCUUAAGCUUCAUCCUGACUUAUCUUACCGUCAAAUUUAUACCUAAUCUUAAACUUAAUCCUUAACCAAAUUUGAAUCCCAACUUUAGGAUUAACUCUAAUUUUAUUGGUAGUUGGCUCAAAGCCACCCGUACCGCAGGCGGUUCCCGUUCUCGUGUCCUGUUUAGGCCGUCAUGGAAGUCAGUCCUACCUUAUUUUAGAAAGCAAAUUGUGCUAGUAAAUAAAAUGAACAGCUGCCGCCAACUGCCCACCUGGAUUUCGGUCAUCAUGUUUCGUUCGUUAGGUCAUCAACUCUAAAAUUCUGGUCUCUCGAUGUUUUUAAUUUGCAAAGGGCAGAUAAAGUAUUGAGAGAUUAAUUUUCAUGGGGCCACUGGCUGCUAUGCAUGCGGAACGAGUCCCGACUAACCCUUACAUCGGUAGAUUUCAUAAAUAGGUUUUUUCGUGAUACUUUUCACCCUUCCGACCGUGCCCCUGAUGAACCUUCUCCGAAGUUGGACAUUCCAAAAUAGCAGUUUUUCCAACUCCUUUUUGGGGUUUAUGUAGCCUGUCCCCCUUUUGCAGUAGGCAUGACUUUUGCGAAAUGGAAGUUUUUUUACCUCCAACAGACAAAGCAGACGUGGAGGACGAUGAAAGGGUCGAGUGAUGGUCGUAGUAGUAGUAGUAGUAGUAGUAGUAGUAGUAGCAGUAAUAGUGGUAGUAGUAGUAGUAGUAGUAGUAGUAGUAGUAGUAGUAGUAUGAGUAGUAGUAGUAGUAAUAGCGGUGACAGUUAUUCUUGUUUAUAUUGUUGCGAUUGCAUAUGAAGCUGUCGCAAACACUCCGACCAUUGGUGGGGUCUGAUUAUGGCGGACAAUUUUUUUCACAGAACACGUUGUAUGUCCGUUAUGCUCCAGGUAACCUCAGUACUCUCUUGUCUCAAAUGCAAGCAAUUGUUUUUCACUACUUGGGCAUAUUUUAGGCCCAAUAAAUGAAUGUGGAAGGGCGCGUUUUUAGACUUUGACGUCGAAGGCAGCUCGCCGCAUACAAGGUGAGGAGUGAACAAUCCGGAAACGUUUUUUAAAGUCAAGUUUUGAAAUUGGGGAGGUCAUACUCUCAGAAUACGAUCCUAGGUUUCUGUAGACAAGUUGCUGUCGGAGCUGGUAUGGGUUAGACACCUCAUGUAAUACCGAGUGAAGUCGCUUACCUGCCGCCGGGAAGGGAAAAAUUUGGGCAGAGGGCACUCCACAACUUGACUGAACACCAGAUAACGAUAGAUUCUACGGUGUGUUCAACGCUGCUGUUGUUGCUGCUGCUGGCGUGGGAAAAUGUUACAUGCUAAGACGAACGAAUGUUGCCAAUAAAAUAGAAAGCUCGGCACAGUGGCAUAGCAAGAAUAAAUCUCCCCCAUCUGCAGCAAAGCCUCAACCUCAACAGGUAGACAUGAUGAUCGCUGUUUUUAGGAUUACGCUAAGUUCAAUCCACUAAAGUUUACUCAUGCUCAUUUGUCGCCUGAAAAAAUGAACAUCCGAGUGCGGUGACCAUGACGGCAUGCUACAGGUCCAAGUAUUUCUGCGUCAAAAGCAAUUCGCCUACCAAAAAGCCUGUGAACGAGGAGAAGUGAAAAGAGGAUAAAUAAGAAAGACAAGAGGAAGAAGAAGAUGAUGACGACAAUGAUGCUGAUGUUGUUGUUGUUGUUGUUGUUGUUGAUGAUGAUGACGAUGAUGAUGAUGAUGAUGAUGAUGAUGAUGAUGAUGAUGAUGAUGAUGAUGAUGAUGAUGAUGAUGAUGAUGAUGAUGAUGAUGAUGAUGAUGAUGAUGAUGAUGAUGAUGAUGAUGAUGAUGAUGAUGAUGAUGAUGAUGAUGAUGAUGAUGAUGAUGAUCACCACAACGACCACGAUCACGACGACGUACGGAGCGAGGAGAAUGAGGAUGAAGGUGGGGAUGAGGAGGGGGAAGAAACAAGUACAGUACCUGAGCUAACUCAUGAAAUGUCAACUGAAAUUCCGAAAUGCGUUUUCGUUCCGAAAAGAUUCAUUAAGUAG
Spirometra erinaceieuropaei is the source of this 5590-nucleotide messenger RNA. The record is from the annotation of a GenBank genome assembly. NCBI's taxonomy places the organism in Eukaryota, Metazoa, Platyhelminthes, Cestoda, Diphyllobothriidea, Diphyllobothriidae.